Molecule: messenger RNA, 510 nt
Organism: Dracunculus medinensis (Guinea worm)
Lineage: Eukaryota; Metazoa; Nematoda; Chromadorea; Rhabditida; Dracunculidae
Source: the annotation of a GenBank genome assembly
AUGGGUGGAGUUCUCAGUUAUUUUCGUGGAUUAUUUGGUCAAAAAGAAUUAAGAAUUUUGAUAUUAGGACUUGACGGAGCUGGGAAAACGACAAUCCUCUAUCGUUUACAAGUCGGUGAAGUAGUGACAACAAUUCCUACAAUCGGUUUUAAUGUUGAACAAGUCACCUACAAAAAUUUAAAAUUCCAGGUGUGGGAUCUUGGCGGACAGACUUCAAUACGCCCUUAUUGGAGGUGUUAUUAUGCGAAUACUGAUGCUAUAAUAUACGUGGUUGAUUCAGCAGAUAAGGACAGGAUAGGUAUAUCAAAACAGGAGCUUGAAGAGGAAUUAAAAGAUGCUACAUUAAUGAUCCUUGCAAACAAACAAGAUAUUAAUGGAUGUUUAUCAUUAGCUGAAAUACACCGAUGUUUAGGAUUAGAAGCUUUAAGAACGAGAACUUUUCAAAUAUUUAAAACUUCAGCUAUUAAAGGAGAUGGUUUGGAUGAAGCGAUGGAAUGGUUAAUUUUAUAA